Bactrocera dorsalis (oriental fruit fly) is the source of this 9318-nucleotide messenger RNA. It is a transcript of the gene Cad99C, whose product is annotated as cadherin-99C. The transcript is spliced from 13 exons. Gene Ontology annotation, cellular component: plasma membrane; catenin complex. Gene Ontology annotation, biological process: homophilic cell-cell adhesion. The coding region runs from base 1734 to 6977 and encodes 1747 amino acids. Gene Ontology annotation, molecular function: calcium ion binding; cadherin binding. The record is from RefSeq and is a predicted model, not a curated record. Lineage: Eukaryota; Metazoa; Arthropoda; Insecta; Diptera; Tephritidae.
CACUUGUCUCUCGGUGUCGACACGAUUCAGUGUUGAACGAACUUUUGCUGUGUCCAGUCAACGUGAAUCGCGAGUGCUGCCUACCGUGUAAACGCCGUGUAUUAAACUGAAAACAAAAACAAACACAUUGAGGGAACUCAGUGAGGAUUGUACUUACAUACACUCGCAGCUUUGUCGUCGUGUCGUGUUUAUCCGGAGCCUACGUUACUCGCUUGAGCUUAGUGUUGUUUGUGUAUUUGCUCGCCUGUCUGUUCGCUUGAGUCAGGUCUGCAGCAGUGAAGUGAAAACAAGUUUUGCGCCCCAACUUCAACGCGUCCGCCUAGUUGGUAGGUGUUUUGGACUAUCGUCGUUGUUGCCUUUAUUAUUGUUGUUGUUCGCUGAUUGAACACAGCUCGGUUUACCUGCGCCUACUGACUGGCGCGCUCUGCGCUCGGAGUAUGUAAUUCGCUCGUUCGUUGCUAGUUCUCUUGCUGCUCUAAAUUCGCCAGUGCAUUCGCGUUUGUACAUUUUUUUUUUGUUUUUUUGUGUUGUUGCCGUUAUUGCUGCUAACUUGCAAUCUGAGCCUUUUCGGUUCGGCUGCUGUUGUUGUUGCUGCUGCCGCUGCUACAGCUGAGUUUUGUGUUUUGUUCAACAGUGCAGGCGCUUCUCUUCAAUAUAAUUACAAUAAAAUAUGUAUAUGUACGUACGUAUACACGUAUAAAUAAAUUAAUAUAACAUAAGCAGAGCUCGUUUGUGAAGUUUAAUCAAAAUAAAUAUGCAAAUCUCAUAAAAUAAUUAACAUCUCUCCUGUCAUCCGUCGCGAAUGUCUGUUGUACAAAUAUACCUUCAUACAAAUGUGAAUGCAAUAGCAUACGUAAAUAAUAUAAAUAAAUAAAUAAGUGUUUGCCAAAGUGUUCAAGUGUGCAAAAAACAACAAUCAAACUCACUACAACAACACAUGCGUCUUUGAUUAAAUGAAUUAAGUCAGCUACAACUACACUUAUAUAUUUCUUGACUGAUGGAAAGAGCAAAUCUUCAAUGAAAAACAAAAAUAAUUAAAAUCAAAUCUAUACAAAAUUGGAUACGAGAAUGGAAAUUGGAAACAAAACAACCGAAAAUCAAAAACAGGUAUGAUAGGAGAAGUGCACGGCUGGUUAAUAAACAACAACAAAUUACAAAGGCAGCAGAUAAUUGAAAAAUUAAAUCAACUAUUGCGCUGCGCAGUUGCAUGUAAUUUUGCAAUUAUCACUUUUCAUUUUCACCUACUGCCAUAUCAGAGGUAAAUUACCGGCAAACAACAAAACGCUUGAGCACAUAUUAUGAGUGAUUGUGAAUAUACAAGUGUUAUCUGUACAUGUGUGUGUGAACGCGAUUACUUGGCCUUUGCGAACGUUGAUUGCGAUUGCAGCGCCUAAAAUAAAAGCGAACGAAGAAAUCGCCAUUAAUUCCUACACUAGAGGCAUUACGGUCCUCAGUACAACACAGUUAACUUCAACAAAAACAACAACCAUAAGAAAAAGAAAUAAAUAUAAUAUUCAAUAGAGUGCUCACUGUUAUUGUUGUAUUGUUCAUGCUGUUCUUGUUGCUGCCGCUGUCAGCGUACACGCAUUUCGCACCAUAUUUGGCUGCUCGCACGAGAUUAUCUCGUACACAUCCUGCUGCAUCACAUCACCGCAGUCUCGCAGUUUUGCUGAUUGCAUGGCAUUACAAUUUUAAAUCAACUACACCGAUUUCUUUCCCUCAAAAGCCACACAAUGUCAGCGCCACACAUUUUGAGUAGAAGUGCAGCAGCAAGCACAGCGCGUGCAUUACUAUUCUUGUUGUUGCUUAGUUGUCAACGUAUUGCGGGUAUUUUGGGCAAAUCACAGCUGUGCGAAGUUGAAACGGGACAAACGAAUAUUAUACUGGAUAUUGAAGAGAGUCGGGGUGAUUUUAUUGGCCAACAAACCACGCCGCCGGAGUUGCCAAUUUACGGUGAUCCCUACACGGAAAUUGCACUGGAUCUAGUCUUCCCAAAGGGGAAUCCGACAUUCCUGCUGGACGGCAAAAAAUUGCAGCUGCUGCAGCCGCUCGAUCGCGAUGAGGAGAAUCUGAGUCACAUUGUCUUUCAGGUUUCCUGUUCGAUUCGCAACGCAACCAACAAGCGACGCAGCAUUCCGAUUAUUGUGCGCGUAUCUGAUGUCAACGACAAUGCGCCGCGCUUCAUGAACACACCCUAUGAGGUCACCGUGCCGGAGAGCACUCCGGUUGGCACGACGAUCUUCCGCCACAUUCAGGCGCUGGACAAGGAUGCUGGUGUUAAUGGACUCGUCGAGUAUUUUAUUGUUGAGGGCAACACAAACACAACGGAAGAUGAGACAAUGACAAUUGCCGAUGGUUAUGGUACAUUUGCAAUUUCCUUUCCCCAUCAAGGGCAGGUGACUGUCGCCAAAACGCUGGAUUACGAGAAGGUGCAACGAUAUUAUCUAACAAUCGUCGCAGCGGACCGCGCACGCAACGUUUCGGAGCGCCUCUCCUCGACCACCACGCUGACGGUGAACGUAGCCGAUUCGGACGACCAGGAUCCAUCGUUUAUUUAUCGCGGCUGCGUGCUGCUCGAUGGCGCCUGCAUCAAUCCCGAGUACUCCGCCUCGGUGCCGGCUGGGUCGCUGCAAGGUGUGCUCACCGUUACGCCAGAACGCAUACAGGCCGUUGACUUGGACACGAUCAGUUCGCCAAUACACUACUCCUUCGCCAGCGGCAUGCCAAACAAUUAUGCAGAUUACUUUGAGAUUGAUGAGCAGACGGGCGUACUAAAGCAGAUCAAAGCGGUGGACACCUCGACCGCCAAGAAGUAUGAUAUUGUCGUAAAAGCCGAGGAAGUAUCAAUGGCAAAACGAUUUACCACCGCCAAGUUGACGAUCAAUGUGAAGCCCGUCGAUGCCAAUCCACCAGUUAUAAGUGCCAGCGAUAUUGACGGCUAUGUUGACGAGAACUCACCAAUCAGCACACGUGUCGUUGACGCAAAUGGUCGUCCGAUCACUUUUAAGACCACGGACGCCGAUUUGGGGGACGAUGAUCCCAAACCCGAUUAUAUUUACGAGCUCACAACGCCAUCUUUUAACGUUACCAACGACGGUAUUUUGAUUGUCAAUGAGGAGGGUUUGGAUCGCGAUCCACCAGCACCCGGACGCUAUAAGUUCCAAGUGGUUGCACGUGAACCGCGCACCAAUGCAGCCAGUGCGCCACUCAGCCUUACUGUACAUCUACGGGAUGUGAACGACAACCCGCCCAAGCUCGCAAUGGUGCCACCAAUCACGAUUACCGCCGGUGAUGGUCAACGCAAUGUCACUAAGGUGACUGCAACCGACAAUGAUGAAGGCGAAAAUGCCAUAAUCACUUAUUCCAUCUAUCAUGUAUCCAACAACGGACAACAGAAGUUCCACAUCGACGAGAAGACCGGUGAGAUAGAGACGAGAGGUCGCUUAUUGGCAGGCGAACAGUAUAGCAUAACAGUGCAGGCAACAGAUAAUGGUGGGCUUUCUUCCCAAGCUAUUGUCGAAAUCGCCGUAACACCAGGACCGAAUACGAAACCGCCAAAGUUCGUCAAACCCAUCUAUGAGGUGCAAGUUAGCGAAGGUGCUGAGAUCAAUUCCACCGUAACGGUAGUGCAUGCCGAAGAUCCGGAGAAUGAUCCGGUGGUGUACUCAAUCGUUUCGGGCAACGAUUUGCGGCAAUUCGCUGUGGGUCAAGAAAGUGGUGUCAUUAUGGUGAUACGCAAAUUAGAUCGUGAAAGUCUCACACGCUAUCAACUUACUGUGUUAGCCGAAGAUAAUGGCGGUCUAUCGAGCAGUGCCACGGUGAAUAUCAAGGUAACCGAUAUCAAUGACAAAAACCCCGAGUUCGAUGAGUCUACACUACCAUACGUAUUCGAAGUGGAUGAAGGCCAGAAGGAUGCUUUUGUGGGCAUUGUACAUGCUACCGAUGCAGAUGAGGGUAUCAACGCUGAGAUCACUUACUCCGUGCCACAAGACAUACCCUUCGCCAUCGACGGUAAGUCGGGCGAGAUACGGACCGCCGCGCCUUUGGAUUAUGAGCGCCAGAAAGAGUACCGCUUCGUGGUGACCGCCAAGGAUGGUGCGCCAGAUGCGCGCCUCGGUACGGCAAGCGUUACAGUGCAGGUGCGUGAUCUGCCCGAUGAGGUGCCGAAGUUCACGGAUGCACGCAUUGAUGUGCAUGUGCCCGAGAAUGAGGCCGACUACUUGGUAGCUACCGUACAAGCUGUCGAUCCGGAUACGGUACAGCAAAUCACUUACGUGCUACGCAAAGGUGCAUCUGAGCUCUUCAAGGUGUCGCCACAUACAGGUGAAAUACGCACCACCACUGGGUUGGAUUAUGAGAAGAAGAAGCAGCAUGAACUUAUUGUUGGCACAAUUGAGAAUGAUGGCGAUGGACCCGGUGACACGAUACGUAUAUUUAUCGAAGUUGAUGAUCGCAACGAUGUGCGUCCGGUCUUUGCGGCCGUACCGGAACCUGUUACGGUUAACGACGAUCAAUCGAUCGGUACGCGGAUAGCUACAAUGGCGGCUAUAGAUGGUGAUGGCUCAUCGCCUGGCAAUGUGGUGCGCUACGAGAUGGUCGGACGUGGCAAGGCGUUAAAGUAUUUCCAAGUGGAUGCCGACUCGGGUACCGUGCGUAUAAGAGAUGAUUUGCGGAAAGAGGAGGACACCGAAUAUCAGGUGGAUAUACGCGCUUACGAUAUGGGUGAACCACAGCUGAGUUCCGUAGCCACCUUGCCGGUGUUCGUACGUCAUCUGUUGAUCGAUCCGAACGAGAGCAAUACGAUGGAGGGUAAACUGAAUGACGGUACCAUAAUGAGUCCAGAGAGCAUAGGUUUGGCUUUCAGCGAUGACAGCUAUACGACCGGCGUGCCAGAGACUACCGGCAUAAAUGCAACAAUUAAAGUGAUACAAGUUAUUAAUUCGAAGAAGUCGCGCGACGGCAUGCCGAGCUUUAAGUGUGAAAUAGUUAACGGCAAUGAUAUGGACUACUUCGAUAUAAUGACCGAAGAUCACGGUUGUGGUGUUAAAUUAAUAAAGCAUCUCGAUUUUGAGAAUACCACCGCCUACUCGUUGAGCAUACGCCUCAUUUCACAUAAAUACUUCGUGAAUCCGCAAAGAAGCAUGGCUACGGUGAAAAUAAUUGUGCAGGAUGAAAACGACAAUGCGCCCGAGUUCAUUUUCAAUCGUGCGCACCCCACACGUAAAGAUACUUUCUACGCGGUGGUGGCUCCCGAAGUGGACAUCGACACACCGAUCCUGCAAGUGCGCGCCACUGAUCGGGAUUCCGGUAAAUACGGCAUGAUACGUUACAAGAUUUACGAUGAAGAGGACAAUGUAAUCAGCGAUGAAAAUUUGCCCACAACCUACUUCGUCAUGACCGAAGAUACCGGCAUCCUACGCACGGCCAAACUCUUCCAAGAUGGUGCGACGUUCCCCAUGAUGUUCUACGUGGAAGCGCGCGAUAACGACGGUCAAGAGCUGGGCUCCCAUCACACACGCGCGCGCAUUGUGAUCAAUCAGAUUAACGAUCAGCAUCGCAUGUCUUUGGUUUUCUCCGAUUCGGCGCCAAAUGAGAUACGCAAUCACUACAGCGCCUUGGAAGAGCUACUGGAAGAGAAGACCAAUGGACUCAUAAGCGGGAUAGAGCGCUUCAGUAAUCGUAAAAUUUUGACAGAGAAUGGCACGAUCAUUGAAAACCCCGCCGCAACGGAUGUCUGGUUCUACUUGAUCGAUCCUAAAACAGAGCAGAUACUCCCGCGCAAUGAUACCAUUGUGCGUGAGGCGUUGCUGGAACCGACAGCGCGCGCUGAGCUCAACUUUGCCGCUUCGGGUGUGGCGCAUGCGACCGCUGAGGGUAUAUAUGCGCCCAUUGAGAUGAAGCAGCAAGUGACCAGGGUUAAAGCGGCUAUAGCGAUCAACGAUGACGUAUUCCCCUACACGCUAAUCGCCAUCUCUAUAAUCAUACUCAUACUGGGCACAAUCGGCAUCAUCUACAUUUGCAUCUCGUGGUCGAAGUACAAGAACUUCAAACAGCGCAUGCGCCAAUACGCCGCGCCCAGCCCCACGCGCUACGACCCGGUAAUUGUAAAUUCGCAAGCGGCCAACUCCGGCGAUGCCGUCACCAACAUGAAAGAGUAUGAGACGCAAGUACUGGCCAUGGCUGUGCCGCCAGAUGGCGAUGAUGAUCUUCAGUUGGACUUUAGCGCCAAGAAUCAUGCCUUCUCGCUGGACAAUGUCAGCUACAUUACGCACAAAGAGAACGGUACGAGCGGCGGUCAAGCCAGUCCAUCGCAUUCGGAUGCAACCACCGCCACAAUCACCACUUUGCGUCGCAAUAACAAUAACAACAAUUUGAAUAAUAUGGCGCAUAAUAAUAGCAAUAAUAAUAAUAACAACAACAACAUGAACGGCAUGAAUAAUCGCCAGAACACAUUCAACCGAACGCUGGAAAUGAAUGCGCGCAACAAUGCCAACCCGCUAGCGGCGGCCGCAAAUGGCACGCUGCCUGGCACUUUGACGCUGGGUCGUCUCAAGCAUCAAAAUGGCGCAACCCACUAUCAGAACGGUGGCUACAAGCUAGACGCUGUGAGUCGCAAUAACUUGGCGAAUCUACAGAACAAUAGCUACAGCACAAUGGGUCGGCGGGGAAAUACAUUUGGCGGGCCAAAUGGUCUGAAUAGCUUGAAUGGCGGCGCUGCUGAUGGUAGCGGGAAUGUUGGUGAGUUGAUGACAAACACGCUGGGACGCAACAAUCAUCAGCAUCAUCACCUCAACAGUCGCGGCUAUGCGGACGUGCCGAUAACGAACCCGCUAUUUCAACGCUCCAAUGGGGAUCUGAGCCACAUAAGUACCACCAAUGAAAAUGUCACUUUCGGCAAGCGUGACUAUGGACAGUUAGGUUUCUCUUACUUAAAUGAUUUAGAUCGUUCAGAGGUGGAGACGACAACGGAGCUGUAAAAAUUGAAGAUUUUGAAAACCAACGAAUAUUUACGACUAUUUUUUAAAAAGCUAAGAAAUUAGCAAACACUUAUGAGCCGCUAGCGAGUAGAUAAAAUCGAAUUAGAAAGCUAAAUUAUAAAAAACAACAUACUAUAAUGAUUUUUGACUGCUGUUUACAUACUAAAAAUCUGCUAACUUCUCUCUGCGCUCGCUCUUUUGGGGCGGCUCAUUUGUUAGAGCAAACGAACAAUAAUAAUAAAAAUAACCCACACAAUGCCAAACUGAAAUAGUUUAGGAAAAUCAACUAAAUACCUUGACUCAUAAGUACUGUAUGAUAAUAAAACAUAAUGUGUAUGUGUAAUGUUAAAUAAUUGCAUUACUUAGCUGCCACUGCAUACAAAUAUUCAGUUUGUAGAAGUUUUAAAUGAAAAUUUUCAUUUUCCGAACGAAAAUAUGUUGCGAUUUAUUAUACAUAUACAUGUAUGUGUGUAUGUAACGAAAUGUUGCCAUUAAGUAAUCAAACUUAGUUAAGCUCAAUAUGAAGUAAUCUAAAAUUAGCUUUUCUACUGCAAAUGUAUGUAUGUAAUAUAGUAAUUAAGUAGCCUAAGCUUGUAAAUACCACUAGAAAUACAUAUUAGGUAUGCAAAUUUAUCAAGUUCUUUGUAUGUAUAUGUAUAUUAAUAAAUAAGUAUUUGUAAAAUGCAGCUGUUGAAUGUAAUGAUUACUGUUUCGCGUAUGAGAAAUAUGUUUUAGGUGAAAAUACAUUUUUUAAAGUCAUUAGUUGUUAGAAAGCGUGAAAAGAGUAGGCAUAAUAUUGAGCAUUAAAAUUUGUGUGGAAAAAUGUAUACUUUACGCUUGAAAUGUUUAGUUGUUGUAGGAAAUUUUUGAAUUGAAAAGUAUGUUUCUAAAAAGGUUUAAUGAAACUGUAUGAAGAAGAAAGAAAUAUUGAACACAAACAGCUUUAUAAAACUUUAAAUAUUUUCUGGAUGUUAAUUAUGUUGUUGUUGUAGCUGCAUAAUGUAACUGUUGAAACAACUUUUGUCACUUCAGCUUGCAUUGCAAACAACUAUUUCAAGUAUAUUUCGGCUAAUACAACAACAACAAUACGCUAUGCAUUGCGCUCAUUCGCUUGUUAUUGUUGUUUUGGUAGAACAAACCUAAAAUUAUACAAGCUAAAUGAUAUAAAUAAUUAAUUUAUAUAAUCAAAAUGAGCCGCUAGUACUUAUUAUAUACGAAUAUGUUUAAAAAAUAUUUAGCGUAAGUUAAAUAUAUUUAGAAUUGCUAAAAAAAAGGAAAUGGAAACUUGGUUAAAUCUUUUUCUAUAAACCCAACUAUUUUUCUGUAAAAAUCAUAGCCAUUUAAAACGCCCGUUUAGGAGAAGAAUACAAGCUCGAAAUACAUCCACUAUGUUGAAUAGCCAUACUCAUGUUGCCAGCAACAGGUUGCAAGCCAAGUCUAAAUUUGUGAUAAUUAUUUCCAACAAAUUAUAUAUGUAUGUAUAUUCAAAUUUGCGGUAUUUAAGCAACCAUAUUUCCAUCGAAUUUUCAGCCACAUGUUGCUGAAACAAAUGUUGCACGCCAAUUCUAAACUUGUGAUAAAUAUUUUCAUCAAAUUGUAUAUGUAUAUAUUUUCGGUAUUUGAACAAGCCCAGCGAAUUCUUAGCAACAUGUUGCUGAGAAACAAAUGUUGCAAAGCCAUGUUUCUUACAGCGCGUAUGUUGCAAAUGAGAAUUUAUUGCAAUAAUCGAAAACAUAAUUGCCAACAACAAAAAAAUGUUGCUGGCAACAUGUUGCAGCAAUAUACAAAGUGUUAUUUAUGCUUAAAUUUUGAUAUAAGGUGGAAAUGUUAGCGAUUGUUUUCUUCAAAUUUCACUUUAAAAAUAUUUUGAAAAAAAAAAUUUACUAAACGUACUAUCCUCACAUAAAAAUUUUGUUAUGCCUAUGAUUUUCAUAAUAUUUUUUGCAAUUAUUUUCCAUUUGAUACCAAAAAAAACCUCUAAUUGGUAACUACUAUUUCCGAUAUAACUCUCUUUAUCAAAAUUCUCGCUUCAGCAAUUUCUCUUUUUAGAUAAAUGUAUUUGAACGCCCAAAAUUUAUGUGAAGCUCUAAAAACUUUGAAAUAGCAAAAAUACAUUGCUUAAAGGAUGUUUAUAGAAUAAUAAAAAUUUGUAAAAACCGUUAAUUUUUUAGCUGUAUAAAUAAACAAGAAUGCAUGUAAUUAUAACUAAAGUAGUAAUUAGAAUAAUUUAGUGUAUGUAUGCAGCGAACAAAAAUGUAUGUACAUAAAUUGGUUAAAGAGCGAAAUUAUAUGCCUAAACUUGACUAGUUAAAUAAAUAUCGAAUUAAUAAAAUAUAAAAAA